Triplophysa rosa is the source of this 1167-nucleotide messenger RNA. RefSeq lists its product as uncharacterized. NCBI's taxonomy places the organism in Eukaryota, Metazoa, Chordata, Actinopteri, Cypriniformes, Nemacheilidae. The coding region runs from base 46 to 660 and encodes 204 amino acids. The record is from RefSeq and is a predicted model, not a curated record. The transcript is spliced from 2 exons.
ACCACAAUCUAUUUUCUAGAUUUUCAAGCUUGUGUACACGCUAAAAUGAGUAGCAAUAAAGUUUACACCAAACGUCUAUACGAUGGAACACACCCAGUAGACUUCAAUGUUACAAGCGAGCUCAAUUCAAAACUAUUUGAGAAAGAAACCUGGGAGAUCAAAAUGAGAUCUUCAAAUAAUCCACGCGUGCAACUUCUUUCGGCGAAUGUUGAUUUGUUAGAUACCAUAAACAUAAUCGACACGUACGACAGACCAGGAAGCACAAGGAAGGAGAGCACAUAUGCUCGAAGUGGAAAAGAGCAGUCAGGUUUUGAAGACAAACCAGGGAAGAGACUCCCCAAAUCUCAAGUCUUUGCAGAAGCGGGAGUGGGUCGAGCUCGUGCUGAGCUCAGCGUGUUAGAAGCAGAAGCUAAAGGUCCAAACGCUGGGGCCAGCGCGGCAGCUAACGUGAUCGGACUCAGUGCCAUGGCUCGGGCUGAAGUCGGCAGCGCAUCGGCCAAAGCCGGGCCGGUUGGUGUGAAGGUGGGGCUCGGAGUGGAUACGGGUGCAUCCAUUGGAGCAGGCGGCGUGGAGGUGAAAAUCCUGGGAACUGGAGUCUCUUUUGGCCCAAAAACCAGCGUUUCACUUUUGGGUUCAGAAGUGUCGUGUUCAGUCAUGUAGUCAUAGAUAUGAAUCAUCUUUGAAUAUACAAUCAUAUAUUCACACUGAAAUGAUUCAAAUGUAAUUGUAUUGCUCAAGUACCAGAGUAUGUUUAAUUAUAAAAUACUGAUGUUUUAGUUUACGGCAUUUAAGAAAUGUAUAUUUUAUUUUGGCGAGAUAAAUACAACUACAAGAACUAUAAAAAAUAUUAGAACUAUAUGGAAAUAUGUUUGAUUGCACAACUCCAGCUCUUUUUUCUUGGUAUUCUGCUGUUGUUGUGCUAACAUGGGGAUACGAUUGUUACUAAAGACUAUAUAAAGUACAUUUAAUUCAUGAUAUUAUCAUACAACAUUAUUAAAAACUGCAUGAACAUGCCACUGUGGGUCAUCACAUUUUUGGGGUUUCCAUUCCCAUUAACAAAUACAGGUUUUAUUAUUCAGCACAGUAUACUGUAGUCACACAGAUUCUGGAGAAAUAUCGGAGAUUUAGAUGAGACUUAAGCAAAAGUUUCCGUUUGCUCUUCGUUUG